This is a messenger RNA of Colletotrichum truncatum, 2376 nucleotides long. Its product is annotated as C6 transcription factor. Gene Ontology annotation, cellular component: nucleus. Gene Ontology annotation, biological process: DNA-templated transcription; regulation of DNA-templated transcription. The record is from RefSeq and is a predicted model, not a curated record. Gene Ontology annotation, molecular function: zinc ion binding; DNA-binding transcription factor activity, RNA polymerase II-specific; DNA binding. NCBI's taxonomy places the organism in Eukaryota, Fungi, Ascomycota, Sordariomycetes, Glomerellales, Glomerellaceae.
AUGCGGCCUCCAAUGAGAUCUAGUAUUGCAUGCUUACGUUGUAGAAAGUCAAAGAUCAAAUGUGACAACGACAACUCAGGGGCGCCAUGCGACACAUGUAUCAAGGCUGGGCAUAAAUGCGAAUUCCCGGAUCCCACCCCUUUACCUGCUAAGCGGCCAGAGCCGCCUACCUUGCCAAAGCAUGAAAAGGAACCAGGACAUGACCGGAAACGUAUCAAGAAGUUCGAGGAUAUUUUUCCGCUUGAUGGAACCGCGAAAGCCGAAGAGGUCCUUUCGAUGCCAUAUCUGUCAGGGGAUAUAUGGCACCAACUUUUUGACGUCUACAAAUUACACUUCGCUACAGAACUUCCUUUCCUUCAUCUACCCACAUUAAAGGGCGUCAUUCAUGACAAGGAGGUAAAAAAGCCAUCGGCAGAUAUCAAUCUUGUAUUAUUGGGCAUUCUAGCACUUACAGCAAGGUUUCAGCCAGAGCUCGUCAAGUACGUUGCACACCAGGUAUACGACAAGGUCGCUGGCCCGAAAUCUCGCGGUGCUCACCCAAGACCCGACCCGUCAGCUGCGUCUGAAUACUUUGCAAAUGCUCUCACAGCAGCUUUGGGGCCUCUUGAAUCAGCGUUGACCUCGGCCUCUGUGGUUCGGGUCCAGGCUUUUCUAAUGCUCGGUUUGUACAAAUGGAGCCAGCCUAAUGGCGGCUUGGCCGCGUGGAUGUAUGUUGGUGUGGCCAUUCGGAUGGCUCAAGGUCUGAAGCUGGGUUUUGGAGACAGGACCCCCCGUGGGAAAAGAGGUUCUCGACCACAUCGAUCAAUUAAGUCGGCACAGCUUCCCACAGAGUCUUGGAAAGACCAGGAGAUCAGACGGCGUACCAUGUUUAGCUGUUUGAUAAUGGACCGCUUGCUUUCAUGCGGAGCCGAGCGAGUUUCGAUGGUACGAUCUGACGACUUGCAGAUCCAGUUACCAUGUACGGAACACGCCUUUGACCUUGGUCGUGCCGUCUACACCGGUUUCCUCCGGCAGGUUGGCCAAGAAAUGGAGCGCCCUAUUGACGACAGCGUUCUUAGCCGCUUCGUCCAGCUUGCCGACUUUUGGGGAGAUGUUACGAAAUAUAGCUUCGCUGGUGGCCGCCACACAGAAGUAUGCCCGCCUUGGGACGAAAAUUCGACUUUCUAUAAGUUGAACGAAAAGAUCGAAGCGUUUUAUGCACAUUUACCCGACGAGUUUACCUGGUCUAGCUCGAAUUUCUGGAAGCAUGACAACAGCAUGUACGUGUCACUGCACAUGCUGGGCGCCCUCUGCAGGAUCAUGCUACACAGGGAAUACAUACCCUUUAUUGCAAUCAAGUGUGAGAAGCCCGUGGGACCUUUGGACGAGCCGACCUUUGAUCCUACUACCGUCCCCGGCGAUUUUUGGUACCGAAGUGCCGAGCAAGUUUUCAAGGCCGGUCGUGAAAUUAUCGACCUGGUAAAAACAUGCCGCGACAAACUUCCUCAAUCAUCGCUCGUGAUAUUUGCCAUCUGGCAAGCCGCUUUUGUGGGGAUAUAUGCGCGGCAUUAUCCUCAGAUGGAUACCGAACACCAUAUGGUUAGUGAGGAAGAGAUCCACGAGCGGGCUUCAGGAGCGACACCGGACCUCACAAGGACGGGCAACACGGGGAUCGCCUUCCAUGCACUGCACAAAGUUGCCCCUUAUUUCAGCAUGGCAUCGAACUACGUUACCUACUUUAAGGACAUGGAUCAUUAUUUCACCAAGGUCUUCGCCGAUUACACUCAGAGGAACGGGAGACGGAGUGCUGACGGGACCUUGAGCAUCCGACUGGGGUCGGGAGGUGGAGGACUCGAGGAAUGGAGGGCGAAGGCCGACAAAAUCACGAGCAACGGUAUUAUCAUGGACGAGGAUCGAUCUGUUGGGUACGACGCCUCGGAUGGGUCGCGUGCCAGCACUUUGGAACGGAGUUUAUCCAUGGGCACUGAGUACUCUACUAUGAACGCCAGCGGCGUGGACAGCAUAAGAAACUCCCGCCAAGCGCCGUCUUCUUUCACGGCCAUCAACUCUGGCCAUCAUGGUGUGCAAAUUGGGCCGGAUGGGUAUUAUAGCAGCAGCAUUUCUCAACAUUCGCCUACACAAGCAUUCACACCAGGGCCCGGGCUCCCGAAAAACGAGGCCGCGGACACCCCCGAAGGCGGUAGCGGAGAUUGUGCCAGCAUCGAGUCUUAUGUUCAGCAGCAUCAGGGACAGCGACUGGGUACUGCGUUGGAAGAUAUUCAGGAGUUCACAGGUCAAUUGGUUGGGGAGCAGAAUAUCGGAGAUUUGGGGCCGGCGUUCUUUCUAGAGAUGGCUGGCGGCAACCCAUUACCUCAGUUCAGCGAGAACUUUACAUAA